CUCGACACGAUUGUACAGAGCAUAAUUGACAGUUCCAUCAUAAAUUCAUCAACGAUAACUGAGAGGCUAUAAUACUCUAUAAUGGCAGAAAUAAUUAAAUAGUAGCCUAAUCUCUUUCUUGGUAUUUUUCGCCAAGUUUCUUCACCACUUUAUUCUCCGCGCAACGCCAAGACUUCACGACUCAUCUACUAUGGACAAAGCACUACAAGCCGGCCUCUCAGCAGGCAUGUCCGCUGUUUCCGGCUUUCACUCCAAGAAGCCGAACUGGGCAGACCCAGAAACAGCUGGCGCCAACGUCCUUCCUACAUCAUACUGUCCCGAACCUAGUUCUCGGGUCGAGUUUCCAAGCCCUCAAAAACCCGUGAAGGCUUCGCAUAUCGCUAUUGGUGCUUGGUCGUGGGGCGACAAGUCGACAUGGCAAUGGGACGAGAAGCAACUUCCUGAUGUCAUCUUGGCUUGGAAGACGCUUUACGAGGCUGGUAUCAACUUUAUUGACACUGCUGAGGCAUACGGCAAUGGAGAGAGUGAGAGGAUAAUCGGAGAACUGGUUAAGAAUAUUCCUCGUGAAAGCAUCGUUAUCCAGACGAAAUACUUCAGCACUCCGCUCAAGGCCGCCAACUUCAUUCAUCCUGUCGAUGCGCCUGUCAAAAGUCUCAAGGCGAGUCUUCAGCGCAUGAACCUCGAAUAUGUGGAUAUUUACCUCGUUCAUGGCCCGAUCCAUCCGCAGAGCAUCCCCCAAAUUGCUGAGGGUAUGGCCCAAUGCGUCGAGCUAGGCCUUGCCCAUUCAAUCGGCGUAGCCAACUACGAUGUCGAAGACGUCCAGAAGAUCAAUGACGAGCUCGCGAAGUUCAACAUCCCUCUUGCUACGAACCAAUGCGAGUACAACAUCCUUAGACGGUACCCCGAACUGACCGGCAACAUCGAGAAGUGCAAAGCCAGCGGCAUGAUCUUCCAAUCAUACUCAUCUCUUGCGCAAGGAAGGUUGACUGGCAAGUACACCAAGGACAAUCCACCACCCAAAUCACACCGUUUCAGCAGCUACAAGAUGGAAGAUCUGGAACCUGUACUUGAGACUCUACAGAGAGUUGCUGAGAGACGGCGCAAGAGUAUUGCCGCUGUUGCGUUGAAUUAUAAUAUUAGCAAGGGAGUCCUCCCUGUUGUUGGAAUUAGGAACGUUGCGCAGGCGAAGUGUGCUAUUGAGGCGCUUGGAUGGAGACUUACGGAUAGUGAGAUGGUUGAGAUUGACAAGGUUAGCAUUGUUGGAGACAAGACUGUCCUUUGGCAGCAGGGGUAGGCAAUUGGAUCCAUGACCUGAUGAUAGUCUGGCGCAGUAAUUUGGGAGUACAGUAUAACGCUUAAUAGAGAUUAAUGGACAUGCGAC
Fusarium redolens is the source of this 1381-nucleotide messenger RNA. Its product is annotated as NADP-dependent oxidoreductase domain-containing protein. NCBI's taxonomy places the organism in Eukaryota, Fungi, Ascomycota, Sordariomycetes, Hypocreales, Nectriaceae. The coding region runs from base 191 to 1294 and encodes 367 amino acids. The record is from RefSeq and is a predicted model, not a curated record. The transcript has a single exon. Gene Ontology annotation, molecular function: oxidoreductase activity.